ACGACGUGUAGUAUUCUUCCCGACGAGCAUUGAGUGGUAGCAGUGAGUCCCUCUCCUCGUCCUGUACCUUGGCAAGCUUUCAGUCAGCGACAGCCGGCGUCGUACGAGACAGCAGCAGAAGGUGUGACUAAGAUCUCGACUGACAUCGUGCCCUCCGCCAGCAAAGCGCAUACUUGGCCCUCGAUCGACCAUCACCGCCAUCACUCGCUACCCACUCACGACGACUGUCGCUUACACCGACAUCACCUUCCUCUGCUAUCCACAGGAGCUGCCAGCGCCGACUUGUGUGAUCCAACCCUUCUCCUCGCCUUCGACUGCCCGCCUUGAACACGUCGCGAAGCUCUGCCGAUAGCGCGUUUCUCUGCCCAUCUCUUCGCCGCCGCUCCCGCCCAGCCAAUCCAGCAGCGGCUGGCCAUUUUGUCCCGUCGGAUUGGUUCAAUGUUGAAGAAAAGAAGAAGCCGUCGCCCGUCUCUCGUCACCGCCUCCCUCCAUUCCUAGAUGGCCGAUGGUGCCUUUCGGUUCCAAGGAGCCGGCCAGUAUUUCUACCAACCACAGUCGCAGCGCCAGCUUCAGACUCGUCACGGCUCGCCCAUCACCACCUCGCAACGAAUCCCCUUCCACACCCAAGACACUCCCUCGCCCAAUCGCUCCCCCGGCGCCAACUCGCCUGCGUUUACCAUGUUUAAUCAACAUGGCAUCCUCAACGGCAACAGUCACCAGCGCUUCCAGAUGCACAUGAACAUGUCCAAGCAGUUCGGCCAGCAACAACAGUCUCAGCAAAAUCUGCAGACUCACCAUCAAAACCAAGGCCAUUCUCAGCAGCAGCAACAACCCCACCACUCUCAACACCAGCAACACCACCACGAUGCCUUUGCAAACCACUCGCACAACCUCUCGAGCUCGACUCCGCACUUUACCCCCAGCCACAUGCAAAGCCAGACCCCGCUUAGCACGCAUAGUCAGCUUAGCAAGCCUACCAGCGAGCAUUGGCAGGAGCAGCUACGUCUGGCUCAAGCUUCGCGCGACGCAACACAGCCUCACUACUACGCUAGAAACGCCCAUGUUGCUAGUCGACAAGCCAUUGCCCAGUUGGGGCCCGGUGCUAGAAAGACCGAGGAGAACAAGGAAGAGCGUGGGAGGAGGAUGCCCUAUCAUGACGAGAAGCACCCUUUCACCGCCAUCGACUUUGGUGGCCAGGGUCUGCGUGCGCUUGCAGAGAACCUCUUCAAAUACUAUUUCCUCGAGAAGCUCUACGUCAAUCAGAACAAGCUCAACUGGUUAGUGCCCGAGAUUGGCAUGCUACGCCGCCUCACUUUCCUCGACCUCUCUCAGAACGAUCUUGCCAUCAUCCCAGCAGAGAUCGGUAUGCUCACAAAUCUUCGAACCCUCCUCCUCAUCGACAACAACCUUGUCGACUUGCCCAGCGAAUUGGGCUAUCUCUAUCAACUGGAGACGCUCGGCCUCGAGGGCAACCCUCUGAAUGAUAACAUCAAGGACCUCAUUGCCGAGUCGGGCACUGGAGAACUGAUCCGCACUCUACGUGAGCACGCCCAGGGUCCUGCACGGCCUGAGGAACGUGACUGGAUCGUCCUCGACGAGGCUCCAGCUGGAGAGCAGGAGCGCUUUAGAGUCUACAGUCACAACAUCCUCUGCGACAAAUACACGACCGAAGCUCAAUACGGUUACGCCCCUUCGCAUGCCUUGCUGUGGGAGAACCGCAGAGAGGAUCUUCUGAAACUUAUCAGAGACAGUCGGGCUGACAUUAUCUGUCUGCAAGAGAUUGACGCCGAGAGUUUCAAUGAGUACUUCCGCCCGCAGCUCGCCCAUAACGAUUACAGGGGAAUGUUCUGGCAAAAGUCUCGCGCCCACACCAUGUCGGAGAAGAAUGCCAAAUUGGUCGAUGGUUGCGCCACUUUCUACAACAAUACCAAAUACAUCUUGCUUGACAAGCAGGUCGUUGAAUUUGGACGUACUGCCAUUAACCGCCCGGACAUGAAGGGAGAACACGACAUCUUCAACCGUGUCAUGACUCGUGACGAUAUUGCUACCGUGGCGUUCCUCGAGAGCCGUCAGUCAGGCGCUCGUCAAAUGGUAGUCAACCUCCACUUGUUCUGGGACCCGCAGUUCAAGGAUGUCAAGGUUGUCCAAGUUGCCAUUCUAUUGGAGCAGCUCAAUCGUCUGAGCAGAGAGUACGCCAAAUGGCCUGCACUCAAAGACAAAGAAUUGUUCCGCUAUGCCAAUGGUGACGAAGUCGAUGAGGAACCUGUCGAGAAAGCACCGCCUGCACCCUCGCAAGAAUAUGCGUCCAAUACUGACAUUCCGCUCAUUAUCUGUGGCGAUUUCAACAGUACUUCCGAAAGUGGUGUCUACGACUUGCUGGAACACGGCUCGCUCUCAUCCUCACACGACGACCUGGCCGGCCGCAAGUAUGGUAAUUUCACGAAGGAGGGUAUGGCCCAUCCUUUCAGCUUGAAGUCGUCCUACUCGCACAUUGGCGAACUAGAUUUCACCAAUUACACGCCUACCUUCGUCGGAUGCAUCGACUACAUUUGGUACUCGACGAAUGCCUUGAAUGUCACUGGCCUGCUCGGAGAAAUCGACAAGCAAUACCUCAGCCGAGUACCUGGGUUCCCUCACAUCCAUCAACCCUCUGAUCACAUCAACCUUCUGGCCGAGUUUGCAGUCAAAGUCAGGAAAGAGUCAAAGAGAUCGGAGGCAGACUUCGGGCAUAGCUCGCAUGAUCACAGGCAUCGAUAAGUCGACUCGAUGCCUCAAACAAUGACUAUAACAACAACGCAAA
Aureobasidium subglaciale EXF-2481 is the source of this 2800-nucleotide messenger RNA. RefSeq lists its product as uncharacterized. Lineage: Eukaryota; Fungi; Ascomycota; Dothideomycetes; Dothideales; Saccotheciaceae. Bases 499 to 2757 code for a protein of 752 amino acids. The record is from RefSeq and is a predicted model, not a curated record. Gene Ontology annotation, biological process: nuclear-transcribed mRNA poly(A) tail shortening. Gene Ontology annotation, cellular component: CCR4-NOT complex; cytoplasm; nucleus. The transcript has a single exon. Gene Ontology annotation, molecular function: poly(A)-specific ribonuclease activity; protein binding.